Messenger RNA from Neltuma alba, 613 nucleotides. Its product is annotated as protein yippee-like At4g27745. NCBI's taxonomy places the organism in Eukaryota, Viridiplantae, Streptophyta, Magnoliopsida, Fabales, Fabaceae. The transcript is spliced from 2 exons. The coding region runs from base 193 to 516 and encodes 107 amino acids. The record is from RefSeq and is a predicted model, not a curated record.
AAAAGAGCGAAGAAUGGUGUUUCGCGUCGCCUAGCGUUGUCCCUGUCAACCCGCCGUGGUGGAGACGCAACUUGUUUUGGUUGGUCUAAAACGACUAAUAGGCAUAAUAUAAACAUAUAUAUAUACGUGCCCAGACUUCAAAGUGGUCACUCUGAUCCAAAUUAUUGGUUGCCUUGAAAUAACAACACUCCAAUGGCGGAUUUUGGAGGCGAUGGUUCUGCCUCCUUCAGAUGCAGAAACUGCCAAACGCCCAUUGCAUCACGCAGCGACCUUCUCUCUAAAAGCUUUCGGGCCAAAACAGGAGCAGCAUUCAUGUUCAGGCAUGCUAGGAACAUCAUUGAAGGAGCCAAACAAGACAGACAACUCAUGACCGGAAUGUACACUGUGGCCAACAUAUAUUGCUCCAAUUGCGGUCAGGAAUUAGGUUGGAAAUAUAUCAGAGCCUAUGAGCCUCCCCAGAAAUACAAGGAAGGCAGGUUCAUCAUCGAGAAGGCUAAAAUCCUCAAGCAAUACUAAUAAUGUAAUAUAUCCCCCCCUGUUGUGUCAACGGUGGAUACUCCUAAUCCUAUGUUCCAAUAAUAAUUAUCAUCUCUACAAUAUAAAACCAUAUCUU